Molecule: messenger RNA, 895 nt
Organism: Coffea arabica (coffee)
Lineage: Eukaryota; Viridiplantae; Streptophyta; Magnoliopsida; Gentianales; Rubiaceae
Source: RefSeq, a predicted model, not a curated record
ACUGCCUAACAAACUCGACUACCCAGUUGAGAGUCCCUUAAUACGUCAUCGGUCUAAUAUAAUAAAACCAACCUGUUGACGAGCUGAUCUCAUCCAAGCGACAAUAAAUAAAAUAUAAAACGACAACCAAUGUUUAGCUCAUGAAAAUUCUGGAAUCAAGAAUUUUCCAUAGGAGGAGGACGGCACACCAGAGUUGCUGGCCGCAGGCAGCUCACCACUACCGCCACUGUGCUGCCAGAAUCAACAUUAUUAGAUAUCACGUAUUAGCAGAAAGGCUGAGAAAAGGAAAAACUCAAGCUACAUUGUUUUAUUGCCUUUGCAAUGGAGAAGCCUUCCUUUUUCGACAAAAUGAUGCUUAAUCUCCGUGCGACUUGCAGGUAUUAUACUGGAUAUCCAAAGGAUCUUGGGCCAUCAAGGGUUAUUCAUUUUACUUCAGAGCGGGAGUUUGUCCAGCUUCUUCAUCAAGGUUACCCUGUGGUUGUUGCAUUUACCAUCAAAUGUAACCUUACAAAGCAUCUUGACAAAGUUCUCGAGGAAGCAGCAGUCAAAUUCUAUCCUCAUGUAAAAUUUUUGCGUGUUGAGUGCCCAAAGUAUCCUGGGUUUUGUAUAUCUCGCCAGAAGACGGAAUAUCCAUUUAUUGAGAUAUUUCACAGUCCUGAACAAGCAAUUAAUCAUGGAAGGGUUGCUGAUCCAAAUAUUACAAAAUACUCUGUGCAAGUUUUACCUUUCAACUAUGAUGUCAGCACCUAUGGUUUCAGAGAAUUUUUCAAGCGCCAUAGCAUACAUCAUUCUGGUCCUAGGUGAAACUUUACUGAGUUCAGCUUUUUCCAAGCGCCAUGGCAUACAGCAUUCUGGUCCUAGAUGGUUGAAGUACUUGACAAACUUGUUGCAUCAA